Owenia fusiformis is the source of this 9495-nucleotide messenger RNA. The record is from the annotation of a GenBank genome assembly. NCBI's taxonomy places the organism in Eukaryota, Metazoa, Annelida, Polychaeta, Sabellida, Oweniidae.
CUGACUCAAGGGUUAGGUUAGACACACAGACCUGAUUAACAAUAACUGAUAUAUUUUCAUAAUCUAUUCCAGAGUAUAUGCUGGGAUAAGAUAGCUGGGAUUUAAUAAAGAGCUUUCUUCCAAGUUGGAGUUUGGAUACUGUAUAAAUAGCCAAAAGAAAAGCACAUCAGGCAGUUUACGAGACAAUAUACUAUUGAUUGCCGAUAGUUGAAAAAAUGAAGCAUCGAAACUGGCGAUAGCAUGUUGUCCAAGAUGGAUUCUACUCACUACCUGACGCGACUUACUCGAUUACUCACCAUACUCACCAUAUUUGUGACGCUAGGGACUUCAUCUGUGAUCAUCACAAACAAUGCUAUCACAGUAAAGAUAGGAAGGGCCGUGUUUAUCGACCCGAAAGAUUUGACUUUUACUCCCACUGACACGUCAACUGUGUGUAAAGUUCGAGUUGUGACAAAUGACCCCAUCACGCAGAAAGUUGGCCGUAUUCAUCCACAGAUGUUUGAUUGUCAGUUUGGCCCCCAGACAGUAGAAUAUCGUCACUCUGGGAAUCCACACCUUACAAAGGACACUGUCAGACUUGAAGUUAUUCACACAACAUCCACUGGAUCCAGUAUUGAAACCUUCCUCAUUGAAGUGAACAUACUGAAGGCUCCAUAUAAUGUGUUUGUGAUCGAUCCUCGCUUUAAACCAUUGACAGUUGACAAUUUUUAUGGGACAUCAAACCCAAUCGAUUCGUCAGUUGUGAGGUUUAAUUAUGACACUCGUAGCGAUGUCUCAUGUCGAGUGAUGUACUCAAGGUUUAUAACGAACUACCCCAUGCAAGGUCAACUUGUAUUAGGAACACAGAAGAGGAUAACUGACUCAUUUAAGAAAAACUGUAGGGAUUUCCUAUUUAAAGGGUAUCAGUAUGAGCAUUUAGCGCCCCCUACCCCAGAUGUUGACUAUAUUCCCCUUACUGUAGAGGUUCAUGACCCAUCAGUGUCGAGUGAACCCAUAAUAGAACAAUACUUCCUUCCUGUACGUAUACAGGGUGCAUUCCCUAAUGUUAUGCCCAAAGCCUCAUAUGUGAACUCCUAUAUAAUGGAUGUGGAUGAAUUCCAAGUGACAACCAUUGACCCAAAGGUGAUUUCCGCUAAAGACUCUGAAACGCCUGAAGAAAAGCUGGUGUUUAAUUUGAGUAAACCAUUUGGUCCUGGUGAGGGCCACUUGGUCCAUGACACAGACCAUUCUACCCCAAUCUUCUCCUUUACACAAGAAGAACUGAUGAAUAACAAUAUAGCUUACAAGCCACCUAAUCAGAGAUACACAGAACGUAAGGACUACUCAGUUGAGCUUACUGUAUAUGACUCAAGCUUUACUAGUAGUGAACCCAUUACACUUCAUGUAGCAGUGCACCCUUCAAACUCUCAUGUUCCUCAUGUUUUAAUCAACAAACCCCUCAUUAUAGUUGAAGGACAAUCACAGAUGGUUUCUCAAGAUACAAUACAACUAGAGAAGGACACUGUUAUUCUGUCUGUCAAGGGAGGUCUCAACCAUGGUCAGCUGACAGUGAAUGGCCAACCAGCUAUGAGAUUCACUGCAGGGAAUAUUAGAGCAAGGGAGGUAUUCUAUACCCAUGAUGGAAGUGACACCCUCACUGAUCAUAUUGCACUGAGAAUCACUGAUGGCAAUGAUGUUUUACAUGAGACUAUCCAUGUGACAAUCCUCCCCCUGGAUGACAGUCCACCAUAUGUGUUAAAGAACCUUGGUCUUAAGCUUAAGGCAUCAAACACGGCACCCAUCUCCCCAAAUAUUCUCUCAGCUCGUGAUCUUGACUCAGAGGAUUGUGAGAUCAAGUUCAUCAUCACAAGGCCACCAAGAUUUGGCGAAAUUCAGAAAACUUACAGACCAAUGACUGUGGGAAGACACAACUCUGACUUCACACAGGAUGACUUAAAUAAUGGCUACAUAUAUUACAAGCACUAUGGCGAUGAGGAAUACAAAGAUAACAUCUUGUUUAAACUCCAAGAUCACGCGGAUCCUCCUAACGAAUCCAAUGAGUAUAUGUUCAAAAUUGAAAUAAUUCCAAUCAAUGAUAAGCCACCAAUGAAUGUGCCAGAUAUGUCCCAACAAAUCAUUGUGAAAGAAACUGACGUGGCUACUAUAAGAAAGAAAGAUUUGGAGUACACUGAUGUUGAAUCUGAUCCGAGUGACUUGGUCUAUACAGUGGUAACACAGCCAUAUUAUCUGGACACUAGAGAAACCAUUGAUGGUGGUAGACUGAUCUACAUAGCAAACACUAAAGUCCCUGUGAUCAAAAACAACAGCAUACCACCUGUGUAUUUCUUUACACAGAGGGAAAUCAACCAAGGUAAAAUAGCAUAUAUGCCACCUUUAGAAGACAUUGGCCCAAACCCUAAAAGAGUUCGUUUUGAGUAUGCAGUUUCUGAUCAAGCUGAUAAUCGCAUCAUCGAACAAGUGUUUGAUAUCAUAAUCAAACCAGUGAACAAUCAACCUCCAGAUAUGUCUACCCAAAAACUCAUCUCAAGGGAAGGCGGCAGUGUGAGAAUAACAACCAAUGAAAUCUCUGCAUUUGAUGUAGACACUCCCCUGGCAGAACUAAUCUUUAAACUCGAGUUCACUCCCCAACAUGGCCAGAUUACAAUGGGGAACAGGCCUCUGGAGGAGGGAGAGCAAUUCAGUCUCAUAGACCUGAUGGAUCAAAAGCAAAGUUUCCGGUAUUUUCAUGAUGGAAGUGAGUCAAAGAUGGACAUGUUUGGCCUGACAGUGUCUGAUGGUAUACACCAACUUUCCAAAGUCAUCUCGAUCCUCAUUAAACCAAUCAAUGACCAGAAACCAUGGUUACCUGAAGAUCUCCAGAGUGAACUUACUGUCCUUGAGGGUGAUGAAGUUGCUAUAACGACAGAUAAUAUCCUGGCGCAUGAUAACGAUACUGAGCCAGAGUCACUUUCUUUCGUGAUUGUACGUCAUCCCAUAUAUGGUGAAAUUUUACAUAAAAGUGGGGGAAGAAUCAAUCAGUUUUCUCUGAAUGAUGUUGAAGAGGAACUUGUUGUGUAUAAACAUAGAGGUGAUGAAAUUGGCCCUGAGAACCAAGAAGAUUCCAUGACAAUAAUGGUCACUGAUCAAGCAGCAGGAUACCUUGGAGCAAAUCCAUUAUAUGAUCUAAACUUCCAAAUUCUUCCAGUCAACAAUCAAAGGCCAAACAUUGUCCCUGGUCCUCCUAUGUUUGUUAACGAAGGGGAAAAGGUGAAGAUUACUGAUGAGGAUCUUAGUGCACUUGAUAGGGACACCAAAGCUGGUGAUCUUGUGUUCAAGAUAACCAAACAACCAGAAUGGGGCAUAAUUGAAAACUCUGCAUUGAAUGAUAUAGAUGGCAAAUCAGUGAGAGAGUUCCGAAUGAUUGAUAUUCUGAAUGGUGAAAUAAGCUAUAUACAGUCGAACCAUACUGGUUUUGAGCCACAGAGGGACAGCUUUGAUGUCUAUGUCCAUGAUGGACAGCUCACUUCACCCAUUGUCUCAAUCAGCAUCACAAUAAUACCUCAGAAUGAUGAAACUCCCGAGUUAGACGUUGAAAAUCUGAUCAUCACAGAGGGCUCUGAGAAAAUGAUUGAUCCUGGCAUGAUUAAAGUAAGAGAUGAUGACAUCCCCAAUCAAAUCCUGACCCUAUCUGUUGACACCACACCUCGACAUGGGAAGCUUAUGCUGAUGCAUGACCAUGGGAGAGGUAUGGUGGAGAUGGCCCUUCAUGACGUAGAUCUUGAGGAACUACAGAAAGAUGUCCAUCUUGUCUAUAAACACGAUGGCUCUGAAAACUUCAAUGAUGUCUUUACGCUUAAGGUGACAGAUGGAAAACAUGAGGUCAAGAAAUCUUCAACAGUGAGAGUUACGCCUAUUAACGAUGAAAAGCCUAAGGUCGUGAAAAACAUGGGAUUAUACAUACAACGUGGAGGUUCUGGCCUCAUCUCAAACUCUGUUCUCCAGACAAAUGAUAAUGACACUCCAGAUAAUGAGACAUAUAUUAUACUGACUGAGACUCCCAAAAGAGGUGUGCUGCAGUAUAGAAUGGAUGCCAUCCCUGCACUAUUGAGAACAGGCGGUUAUAACGAACCCGACACAUUUUGGCGAGAAGUGAAUGUUGGAACUAAUUUUACCCAAGAGGAUAUUAACAGGAACCGCAUUCGCUACACACUCACUAAUCAAAUAGAGGAAACCACAUCGGACCAGUUCAGGUUUAAAGUGACUGAUGGUAAUAACUACACCCCUGAUGAGUAUUUUGACAUUGAAAUAAUAAAUUCAAGAAGAGGAGGCUUGGGGAUGCACAGCAGGAUCUUAAAGGUUAGAGAACGAGAUACAGCUAUCAUAUCAAAUGCCUACCUAAGUGCUAGUGAUGAGAUUUCACCUUCAGAGCUAAUAGAGUACUUUGUAACGAAACCUACCAGUCAGGGCUGGCUUUCAUUUAAUACUGAGCCUAGUAAAUCUAUUACCAACUUUACGCAGCAAGAUAUUCAAGCUGAGAAACUCAUUUACACUCACAACAGCAAAGCUGAUAUUACAACUGACUUCUUUUACUUCCUAGUUAAGAACAGCCUCAAUGAAAAACAGAAUGGGACAUUUUACAUAGAAAUUGAAACAGUUGAUGAAGCCCAACCUAGCCUCAUCACAAAUGUUCCCCUUGUAGCUUACCAAGACACCUAUACAGUAAUCACUUCCUCUAAUCUGGCUGUGAGUGAUCCUGAUAGUGAUAUCUCCCUGCUCUUCUAUCACAUCAACAGGCACACACAUUUCGGAAAACUCUAUAAUAGAGGUAUAAUGGUCAAGGAAAAUUUCACCCAGUAUGACAUUGAUAAUGGGUACAUCACGUAUAAAACAGAUGAUGAAAAUGCGGAUAUGGACCAUUUUGUAUUCACUGUCAGUGAUCCCAACAACAAUGGAUUCCUGAAGAAUGGUACACUCCAACUGCGACCAGUCAUGUUCAGCAUACUCAUUCACUCCAUAAAGAACUUCCGCCCGAUCAUGCGUGUGAAUAAAAAGCCAGAUAUGUUAGAGUCUAUGCCACUGGGGAGGUUUGGCUACAUUAUAAGUAGUCGGUUCCUCCAGGCUGAGGAUGCAGAUACAAAGACAAGUAACUUACAGUAUGUCAUCACUAAGAUGCCUCAGCAUGGUGUUCUGGAGAAUGUCAUCUCUCGCAGACAGGUGAAGCGGAAAUUCACCCAGAAGGACAUUAAUGAUGGCAAUAUUGCUUAUGUCAUAAAGGAUGGUGCAAAGGAAACCAACGAUUCGUUCAUCUUCAAGGUGCAAGAUACCAAAAAGAAUGUGCUUUUGAACCAGAAGUUUACAUUGGAGUGGUCUUCCAUCCAAUUUAUCAGUGCCACAUACAUGGUGUGCGAGAAUAUAGGUAGUCUGUCACUGGGGAUAGUGCGCACAGGGGCCAUGGACCAGACAGUGUUUGUAAGCCUCAAGACCAGAAGUAUGACUGCCAAGAAUGGGAGAGACUUUGAGCCAAGCAGAACUAUACAGAUACAGUUUGACCCUGGUGAUGCUAUGGUGAACUGGGAUGUGACUAUCAUUGAAGAUGACUUGGAUGAAGAGAGUGAAAAGUUUAAAGUGUCAUUAAAGGCACCUGUUAAUGCAAUGCUGGGCCAGAAUGAUAAGACAACUAUUGAAAUCAUCAAUGCUAAAUAUGGUGAAUGCCCAGAGUACAUAGGUAUGAUCAGUAAGGACCAUCCCCACCUCCCCAUGCAGUUCAUUCCUCAUGCCCAUGGCACCGUCAACAGCAAGACAAGCACCAUCCUUCUCUCUAUGAUAAAUAAAACUAUAACUGGUGAUGAUGACAAUGGCAAAGAGAAAACAAAUACAGAUGGUUUCGAAAAGGAGGAUGCAGAGAUUAAGCAAGUUGGUGCAAUUAACCCAGAACUUGCUAACCUAGACCCCUAUAUAUCAGUUUUUGAUAUGAAACCUAGUGCAGCUGAACCUACAAAGCAACCCACUAAGAGAAAGAAAGGCAAGGGGAAGAAACAUCGACGUAAGCAUGCUGGGACAGAUGGACGAAGCAGAGGGAAACGAAAAAAAGGGAAAGGCAAGAAAAGGAAAGAAAAGGUCAAAAUGCCUGAAGUAGAGCCUGCAACAUUUGGUGAACUUGAUGAAGCACAGAAUACUGAUGAACAUACCAUACCAAUGCCACAUGAUCAUCCAAAUUUUGGUAAACACGAAACUGAAGCCAUUGAUUCCAAAAUUGAUAAAAAGGAUUUUGAUAUAUUUAAAGCUGGUGUGUUUACAGGGGAUCCAUUCACAGAGGAAAUGCUUCCCGAAGUACACACUGAUAAAUUUGAUAGAGAUAUGGUAUCCACUGAGGCUGAUCUCAAUGAGGAUACCACUGAGGAAGAUGGUGUGACAGUAGAAACAGGAGAUCUGCUUCCUACUGCAUUUCCAGAAUAUAUUGUGACACAAGACAAUCCCAAAAAUGUUAAAAUUCCUAUUCAUAACUUCGAAACAAUUGAAAACAAAGACUUUUUGGACUUUAACACCCCAACAGAAGUGGAUGAGAAAAAGAAGAAGACAAAGAAGAAAGGAAAGGGGAAAAAGAAGAUGAAAACAAAAGAAUCAAAAAGUAUAUUAUCUCAGAAUGAUAUGAAAGAUAAAAUUCAAAAUGAGCAAGAAAUAAAUGCUCCCCAAAGUUGUAAUGAGGCCACUAAGGGACUGUUACAUUUUGACUUUACGACUCAGCGUUUGUUCCGCUGUAGUGGUGUAAGCUGGUUGCCUUGGCAUGCUAGCCAUAUAGACCAACCACAGGCCUCUGAUAGCAGGGUUAUACAAUGUGAACAGGGGUGGAGUGUAUACAAUAGUGUGUGCUACAGAGUAUUUUCAAUCAAGAAGGAGUGGAAUGAAGCAGAGAAGAUCUGCCAGGUGGAACAUGGCGGCCAUCUUGCUUCUGUCACAUCAGAAAAACAUCUUCAUUGGUUGGCAAAACUAGCCAACAAAAACAUGUUUUGGAUAGGUCUGAAUGAUAAGCGUGAGUUGAAGCAAUGGGAAUAUACCAGUGAAAACGAAGUGACUUAUAUGAAUUGGAGAAGAGGCUUCCCCAGAAACAAACAAGUGUUCCAUAAAAACUGUGUUCUGGUUUUGUCUUCACAAAAGUGGGUCAAUAGACCAUGUGUAAAGAGUAAAGCUCCAUAUAUAUGUUCCAAAAAGUAAUUGUAUAUAGAUGUAUUAUGUCCCCACACUUGCCACCAAGCUUCUAUUUAUUGAGUUUUUGUACAUUUCAAAAGAUGUCAUGUUAGUCAAAUGCAUCUCUUGUAAAUUCUUGAAACUGGAUUAUAGUUUUUGGUUGGCACAGUUUUGUAAUGUUUUUUAAUGUUUUCUCAAAUCUUUUACAUAAUCUCUCAGCAUAAUUUAGUUUUGAAACAUUUUGAUUUGAUGAAUAUUUACCUGAAAGCAAUGAAGACAACAAUUUAAUUGAUCUGUAUGUACAGGUAUAUGCAUUGCUUUAUGUUUGUAGCACCUUUCAUUCUGCAUUUUAUCUUGUGCCUCAAUAAUCUGAAUAUCCAAAAGCAAAAAGGAAAUUGAUGCUACUUUUUAUAUUGACUUGUAUGACAUCUUUUGAAUUCCUAUACAUGUAUGUAAGCAAUGUUUAUAUUGCAACUGUAAAUACUUUAGAGGAUGGAAUUUCACAAAAUGGUGGAAAUACCAAACAGUAUGUAUAUAUAGAGUUGACUAAAAUAUUGUUAAAACUUUAAUAGAUGAUAUUGAUCGUCAUUACUUUGUGUCGCAGCAUAAAUCAAUAUAUGGUUAUGUAGAAUAUAUACAAGUGAAACAAAACAAAAAUAAAUUGGUAUCGAACUAGUGAAAUAUUGUUGGAAUCUUUUUUUUGAAGAAAUUGAGUUUGAAAUCUUGACUACUGGUAAUUAGUUAUUGUGAAUCAUUUGUUAUGCUUUUACAGUGGCCCAGAUUAUUUUUGAUUUACAAUAUACUAAACUAAAUAUACAAGACACACAUUUAAGAAUACCUUUUUUAUUCAGCAUCUUAAAUAAGUUUAGAUUAUUAUUGAAUUAAGAUGAAAGCAUAUUUGUGUUAAAAGUGAGAUGAAGCGUAUUUAAGGUGAAGAUUAAGAAAAGGGCCAGAAAAGAAUGUUCUUGUGUAUGGUCAUCAAAGAAAUGGUAGUAUUUGUUAUUUUUAAGAAAUAACAAAAAAAUUUUGCAAGUUGUUAGAAUACUUUGAAGGGUGUUAGACAGAUUAAUAUAUCAGAAAUGGAAGCAUUAUAUCAUUUUGUUUUUAUGCCUUUAAAUAAGUAUUUUAAUUUUUUACCAAUAUUGUAUGUUUUAACAGGGACAAGACCUCACUACUUAUUUCUGGCAAAUUGGCCCAUCAGCCAGGUGGCCAGAAAGACUAUUUCAUGGCCUAUAUUAAUGUGCAGAUACUAUGUGCAGUGCAAGAUAAAAUUGAUAUAUAUUGUCUGAUAUGUUUUGUUUCACAUAGUUCAAUAUCUGUAAGGUAGUCUCUGUUAUAUAUAUUAUUGUUGUAAACAGGUACAUGUAUUUACUGGUACCAACUAUAUUGCGCUAAACAAUCUUUAUAAUAACAGAAGUAUAUACGAGUAUUGUAGAAAUGCUAUACAGUGAGGCAUAUUUAUGUUUUGAAGUAAGUGAUAUGCUCAAAUGUACAUUUCUGCAUUAUUUAGACUUUACACAUACCUAUAGUCCUGUACAUUAGAGAUUUCCUCGUUUCAUUAAAUUCUAAAGCAAAGUAAAUGGACACUAGAAUUCAAUAUUUGAGAAUUGAUAUAUCCAUUAUAUUCUGAUAAUGAUGUACUGAGAAAAAACCUUUUUCAGUCUGGACAGAACCUGAAAUUUAAAUUACUCAAAUUCCUUAUUGAGAAUAGUUCCAACAGGUUGUGUGUAAGACUGUUACAAGGCACUGGUAUCUGACUAUGUGUUUGAUUGCAUAUUUAUGAGAUGUAUAUCUUAAUGUGAGAAUAAACAUGUAAAUUGUAAACAAUUUGAGAUGUGAUAUAUAUUUUUGAUGUUGAUAUCUUUAUCCAAAAGUUUAAACAUAUAGGCUUCAUCCAGUAAUCAAUAUUAGCACAAACCUAGAAGUAUUUAUUCAGCUGAUAUUUUCGACUGACAAAACAAAUAAACAGUUUUUAUUUCACAACUUUAUGAAUAAUCUACUUUUUAUUUACAACUAUGUAUAGUAUAAUAAUAUCAUGAUCUAUAAAUACAUGUCUAUAACUUUACAACAUCUGAUGUAAAAGAUAAAUUGAUGAACAAUGUGUUAAAUGCAAGUAUGUAUAGAUAAAUAUCAAUGAAAUAUAAUAUAAUAAUAAUAAUACAGGCAAUAUAUUUGGACCCUACAAAUCAUUUAAAUAAUAUAUACAUUCAAAGCAUUUUAGCUUCCAAUUUUUAUUCUAGGUAUAUUUGGGGGAGGGACAUGUGUGAGAGCAAUACAGUUUAUCUGGACCUUACAAAUCAUUUAAAUUAUAUAUACAUUCAAAGCUUCCGA